UUGUGAGAAUAUGGGAAGACGGUACGCGGUGAAUUACACUAUGGUCGCUCGUGACCGAAUAGCUCCGUGUCUCAGUGUCUAGAAUAACGAUCAAGCUACGGUUGGUAUCAAAUAUAACUAAAUUUCUGCAUUUCUACCUGUUGUCGGGUAUCCGCUCUUGUUGUGAUCACGUCUCACGAUUCGGUGUGUUGUGACUUUGUGGGCAGAUCGUAUGUUUAGUCGGUUUCUAUCGCAUAUUAUAGUUCGUAAGUGUAACGGAAUUACGCGGAAUGAAAGGACACAAGUGAUCCAAUAGUGAAGUGCAUCAACAAGCCUGUUCGCUGGCCCUGUGUGUAAAGUGUGUCCAAGAUUUCCGUUUGUAAACACUCCACUUUUUAAAUUUUGAUUGCACAUGUUAUCUAAAAAUCGCCGGCGGUGUAUUUCAUUAUCCAAUUUUGUCUUCGUUUGUGGUUUCGUGCUUCAUCAGUGAUCAAAAUGGAUUAAAGAACCAGACUCACAUGAGUUAGAUCGCGUCCUAAUGGAUUAACUCCUAUGCAAUAUUGAGAAGGAAACUUUCUAAAGGAAGCAAAUGCACCGGUGACAUUAACUGACAAUAUGACCUCUCCGGUCCUGACGAUGAAGCCCCUCUUCAAUGAAAACGGGGUUUCCUCGCGGAAAAGUCGAAUCGACAUGGGGCAAAGCAGAUAUUUCUGUGACUGCUGUCCCUAUGGUUACCACAUAGACUUGGAUUUCGUCAGAUUCUGCGAGACCUACUCCAAACAAUCCUUCGACUCGCCGAGCAAACAGCGUCGGAGAGAGCGGAGGCGGAACCGACAGUCAAUGGAAGUCCUACUAGGAAUAGCCGAAGGAUCUGGUGUGCUUUCUAGUCCUAAUCUAGUUUCAAAUCAGAGGCCUUUAGCAUCACCGCAUGUCAGCGACUCGCUUCAAAAAGCUGUGCUGGACUUUGAGGAGGCGUUAGAAAAAUCCUCAAAUCGACUGAGCGGCAGUAGUCAAUGGACUGACACCACUAUUCCUCCACCUGACGGCUUUAAUGCUGGUCAGUGUUUUGACUACGAGAGUACGAGGGACAUAAUGUCACCCGGGGUGAUUCCUCUUUACCCAGCUCCAACGAUAAGCAAUGACUCGGAUAAUGCAAGCGCUGGUAGCAACACCUCUGCCACCUUACAGAAUAUCCGAGAGCAAAUGGCUACAAGCCUCGAAAAAAUGAAAGAACUUGAAGAUCAGGUCAAAGUCAUCCCAAAAUUACAAAUUCAACUUUCGCACCUGAAAGAGGAAAAGAAAAAACUCCUGCAACAGCUGCAAGAAAAAGAUGCUCAAUAUGCUCAGUUGAAAAUGCAGGAACUCCAGCUAUCGAAGGUCAAUGAGAUGAGGAAGCAAGAACUUCAACUGGCCAAACUCAACGAGAUUGACAAAGAUUAUUAUCAAAUCCUGAAAAAGAAUAAAGACAAUUGUAGCUUUGAAAAAGACAAAAAAGACAAAAUUAGCACCCGGGAAGUGGCUGUUUCAUGCACAUCUAUUAUGCGAGAUGUAGGCGUGAUGCAUUCUGGUCCUCGACUUUACUCUAUCUCAACCAAUACCCCAGUUAAAACAUUCAGCGUCAGUUCGAUCCAGCAAGAAGAAAUUCUACCUAUCCAGCAGAAAGAAUCAAUCAUAGACCGGCUCUCCAAGCAACUCAAUCCCAGCGUCGGGGUACAAGUUUCCUCCAAGUUGUCACCAUUACAAAUCAUUGAAAAACGAAGUAUCGGUGUCCAAGUUGUAGAAGAAGUCCGAAAAAGUCAUGCCUCCAUCCAAGUAAAAGUUGCCAAGUCAGAUGUUUCAGUUGGCAUUCGACCUCUCUUAAAAGAUACCGGUUCAUCAGACUGCACAAUUGAUGAAAUAAUGUGCGAGAAAUGUAAAAGUUUGAAGCAAGGUGUCGCUCUGAAUGCUCUUGGUAUGACGAGGAGUAAAUCAUUUGAUUAUAGUAAUACAAGUCCUAACCUAAAGCGACGGCAUCUAAUGAAGAAUGUUAGUUGCUCAACAGAUAUAAAAUUAUAUUCUAGAGGAACAAAUACAGAAAACCUAGCAAUGCUAGGGUUGAUACGGACUGUAUCCUGUGGCACGGAUGUCAAAACACAAAGUAGGGCUGUCAAUACUGUGCAACCAAAGUUGGAAAGAAGGGAAAUUGGUGUCAAUACAAAAGUGAAAAAGUUUGCCGAUGUCUCUGUUGGUGACUCGACGAAGAUGUCUCCAAAAAUUGAAAAUGGACCGUCUAUUUGUGAUAAAUGUAACUGCACAAUUCGUAAGGUAGCCAAUGACAUGUUGAACACAAAUAUUAAAGCCAAAUCUGAGGCUGUGAAAGUUGAGAGGCCAGGGUCUCUAAAAGUUGACAGAUCAGAGUGUGUAAAGGUUGAAAGAAGUGAAUCCAUCAAGUCAGAGAAAUCUCCUUUGUUGGUGUCGAAAAUCCCCAGACCCAAAGCAGCAUCUGCUUCAACUUCAGCAACCUCAUCACCAAAACCAACACGGAAAGUCCUUACGAGGCAGGAUACAUACACUAAAGUGUGCAUAACACCUCCCCUUCAGGAACCUGAGAAAUCGAGUCUGCCAAGUAUUUCCUCAUCUUCCAACCUUAAAUCAAAAUUAAACGCCUCGGAACCGAAUUUAAAUGCUGGCAGUGAUGGCUCAGACAUCGUAUCUCCAGUCAAUCAAGAGAGGUCUUUUGACUCUGAGGACCUGCUCUUCCAACCCAUUGAUGAAAAUAGAGAAAAAGCUUCGCCUAGUCCUGAAAUGAAAGGAGCCAUGAAAGUCCUGAACGAUCAUCUGAAGAAAGUUCCAAUUAACCAGUUACCUCAACAACUGCUUAAAAACGCUAUCAACAUUAUUCAACAAGAAUGGUUCAAAGUAUCCAGUUUAGCUGCAGCGAAUCAUCUUGUUGUAGAAGACUAUUUAGAAUGUAUUGAAGAAUAUUCAACAGCUUUACUGGAGUUUAUUGUCAAUUUGCGAGAUGCAUCGGGCAACACAGCCAUGCACUAUGCAGUAUCACAUGGUAACUUUGAUGUAGUAGCAGCGCUGCUCGACUCCAAAGUUUGUAACAUCAACAUGUUCAAUUAUGCCGGUUUCACGUGUUCGAUGCUGGUAGCUCUCACAGAAAUCAAAUCAGACACUCACCUUCAUGUUGUCAAGCGGCUCUUCCAACUUGCUGACAUCAAUAUUCGUGCCACUGGGAAUGGUCAAACUGCUCUGAUGCUGGCCGCGGCUCGCGGGAAGCUGGUCACAGCUCAACUUCUGGUCCAGUGUGGUGCUGAUGUAAACGUGCAGGAUAACGAUGGGUCAACCGCACUCAUGUGUGCGGCCGAGCUUGGUUACAUUGAUAUCGUUAAUCUUCUCAUCGCUCAGCCAGACUGUGAUCUGACAAUCACAGACCAUGACGGAAGCACUGCUCUGAAUAUCGCCAUGGAUGCAGGCCACCGGAAUAUUGGUGUUGUGCUCUAUGCCCAACAACACUUUGCGCGAGGAGCAUCUCCUUUUGCUGCUAAGGGUAAACGUUCAAAAAGUGCAACACCAGCUUACAAUCACACAGGUGCCUCACGACCAACCUCGUCACGAGCACUAACACCUCAGCACUCGCCUACCAAGGAAAAGAAAGGUCUCUAGGUGUGGUUAAGUAAAUUGUAUUUUUUUUCUUAUAGCUGAAGUGCUGAUGGAUUUAGAAAAUUUUAUACGCUGUGAAUGCGAUGUUUAAUCGAAGACAAAACGGAUGAAGUGGUGAGGUUUUUUCAGAUAUCAUUGCUUCAGGAAAAUUUGUUUGUCCUGUUUUAUUUUUCAGUCUUUUGACGAGGGCUGGUAUUAAUUUUUCCAAAUGCUGUGAGCCACUUACAGAGUGUAUGAUGAAUAACAUAUUUCUUGCAUUAAUUUGACCUGGUGAGCAUAAUCUGUGUAUCUUUCUAUGACGUUUUUCCUAUUUGAAUUAUCAAAUUUUUAAAAGCUGAUUCGUUAUGUACCAGACAACAUAAAAUUUAACAAAAAAAAAAAAAACUGAAAAAUAGAAAAUUAAAAAAAAAAAUAGAAUAAUUGGAAUUUAUCAAUCUAAAACUAAAAUUGAGAAUUUUUUCCUGGGGAAAAAAUUCUAUAAUUUUGGUCACUCAAUCUUUGUGCUCAAGGUGUCUUGCAAUAUUCCAAGAUGAAAUAGUUUUUUUUUAUUGCUCUACGUAAAUAUUGCAGUAUUGUUAUGCACCUGUUUGCUGUUGUGUGAGGUAUCAAGUGAAUGUUUAGAAUCUAAAUCCGAUAUUGUUUUUUUACAUAUUUUUCGACUUUUAACACGUGUUUACUGAAGAACAAACUCUGUCGUAAAAGUACCAUUUUUAUUAUGUUUUUUUGUUGCUUCUUAGCAAGGAAAAGAGUCUACAUUACACUUUUUAGAUAGAGUGAAUAUUGAAUCGUUCCCUGCAUUAUGGGUCCAUUCCUGUUUCUUGUGCCAUCUAAUUUUCGCUCAAAAAAAUUCUACGAUGACAUACCAUUCUGAAGUUAAGUAAGUCAUUUAGAACAUGAAGAGAGAGAAAGUGAUUGAGAAAAAAAGAGAAAUGCUGCUCUUUGAUGAAAUUUAGGUUUAAUAUAAACAACAAUACGUAUUUAUUUCUGUCUUUUCUACUGUGCGGCUCCAUACAUUUUUCUGCGCUCUUGUACUUUAUACAAAUUACAAAUUUCUUUUUACAAUCCUGUGAUUUCAAAUCUUUAGUUAGUUUUUUUUCUUUUUUCUUGCUUACAGUUAACUUAUUCAUAUUUUUUUUUUAAUCCUCUAUAGUGUAAAUUAAAAUAAUGAUAUUACCUAUUCAUGAUGUAAUGCUACCUUCAGAUAUUUUUGGGCUAGUGUUAGCUCAUGAAUAAAUUGAUUAUAUGCAUUCAAAAAAACAGUAAUAUAAUCUCUCAUCUUAAAAUCCAUCAAAUUGUGCUUUUUCCGGCAAAGUAAAUUACUAUAUUAAAAGAGAGCUAUAUUGAAACUGGAGAAUUUUUUGAAGUAUUUCCAUGUUUUCCUUCCUAUUGGAAGUUUCAUUAUCUUAAUCUGAAUUCUGAAUGUGAAUGAUGAAUUUUUCCCUGGCAAUCAUCAACUUUUUUUUACUUUUUAUGCAUUCGGAGUACUCCUUUCUUUCUUCUCCAGUUUUGAAAUUGUUUUGAUUGUUUCUGUGUUUGUAAUUUCUUCAGGGGAAAGCCACUCCCAUGCGAUCUGAUUGAAAUCCAACUUAAAUCAUUCUUUUGAAAUCUCUACCAAGUUAUUUACUCCCAUUUGUCCUCUUUAGAAGGAUUAUUUUCAGGUUUAUUGUCCUUGUUAUCACGAUUACACUGUAAGUCAAUUGAUCAUCCUCUUUUUUCAUACUUUUUCACUUAUUCUCUCAUAGUUAAAGCAUGUGUCGACUGUGAUUCUCUCAAACCAUAUAUCUCUGUUUGUUACUUCUACAGACUUCCUGUAUUACUCUCUUUUUUGAAUGAAAGAUUACUCAACGUCAAAUCUUAAAAACCUCUGCGAUUUGUCUUAUCUGUACGAAGAAAAUUCUGUCAAAACUUCAAAGCAGGAGGUUGAAUUUUUCUCCUUUUAAAAAAUAAAAUUGGAGGGAAGAUUUUAGAAUACCGCAAACUAAAUACAAGGCUUGGGAGUUUCAAUGCCCAUUUCCUUUUCGACUUGUCGAGAAUGGACUUGCCUCUGAUGUGUCCUGUCUUUCAUAACAUCAGGCUCCAGCAAAACUCUGAUUUCCAUUGAAUCCACCUCUUAAAAAUGCAGAUUUUAUCUGGAUCAUCAAUAAAUUUGCACCAUUGCUAAUCACAUGCUGCAUUGUGCUCAUAACACAAAUGAUUACAAAGGCAACAAGGUACCUCAUAAUAUUGCGCAGUGCCUCUAGAUAACCAGUCAGAGUGAAAAUUAGGAAUUCUUUAAGUGAGGCCAACAGAUUACCAGGCAAAAAAUGCUUCUUGAUCCAUCUCAUUCUGAGUAACUUUAGAAAAUACUCCAUCAGCGCAUUCAACUCUUUUUUUUUUUAGUUUUAAUCAUUUUAGAUAGGCUUUGAUAUUUGAACAUAUCAUGUAGAACUUCUUGGGAAUUCAAUUUCACUCACCAUUUUUACGAGUGUAAUUGCAUCCAACUGAUGAAAAUAUUCAAGUACCAUACCUUUAUUCAAUGAGCGUUUGUGAUUUUUAUAAAUCCUAUUUUCAAUUUGCCUAUAAUAUUUAUUUCGAUCCUUUUUUUAUUUUUGUAUUUUCAAUUUAUGGAAGUUGAUUUCCUAAUUUGACCUUGCCGUAGACCUAUUGAUUAAUGAUAGGUAUACAAUUUUUAUUUUGUGUAAUUUUACUAAACUAGUUUUUUAUAAUUUUAACUUUUACUUCCUCGGAACUUAUGUUUUCAACUGACUAUUUCUGUGAAAAUUAAUAUAUCUUCGAGUUUUAAGUCCAAUUUUUAAAAAGGGUCAAUCAAAUUUUAGAAUAUUAUAUCUAUUUCUAUCUUUUUCAGUUCAAGUAUGUACCUAAUCAAAAUCUCUCUCACCUCCUAAAUUAAUCAAAUCGACUGUCUAAUCAUUAGUUUUACUUGCACAUUAAAUAACUAAUUUUAACUUGUUUAAUUUUUUUCUUGGUAUCUCUUUUUAGCAAUCAAAUCUAAUGUUCAAUGGUUCUAAAAAGUAUAUCUUUUUUUUCUUCCGUUGUAUGAUGUUGUAAAUUAAGAUCAUAAACUUGAUUAACGUUGUUGAAA
This is a messenger RNA of Bemisia tabaci, 6709 nucleotides long. Lineage: Eukaryota; Metazoa; Arthropoda; Insecta; Hemiptera; Aleyrodidae. The record is from RefSeq and is a predicted model, not a curated record.